Molecule: messenger RNA, 3177 nt
Organism: Exophiala bonariae
Lineage: Eukaryota; Fungi; Ascomycota; Eurotiomycetes; Chaetothyriales; Herpotrichiellaceae
Exons: 2
Coding region: 1-3177 (1058 amino acids)
Biological process (GO): clathrin coat assembly; endocytosis; actin filament organization
Cellular component (GO): actin cortical patch; clathrin-coated vesicle
Molecular function (GO): actin filament binding; clathrin-cargo adaptor activity; phosphatidylinositol-3,5-bisphosphate binding
Source: RefSeq, a predicted model, not a curated record
AUGGCCUACGCUAAUCAUAACGACGGCACUGGCCGGAAUGUCAACAUGUCCAAAUCUGAAACCGACCUGGCCAUCAACAUCCGUAAAGCCACCAGCAUCGAGGAGACCGCUCCCAAACGUAAGCACGUCCGAAGCUGCAUCGUCUACACUUGGGAUCACAAGUCCUCUCAAUCCUUCUGGGCCGGCCUCAAAAUCCAACCUAUCCUCGCCGAUGAAGUCCAAUCCUUCAAAGCCCUCAUUACCGUCCACAAGGUUCUACAAGAAGGCCAUCCUGUCACCGUGAAAGAGGCGCAACAGAAUGUCAAUUGGGUAGAGACUGUGGCAAGAGGUGUCAAUGGCGAGGGACUUCGUGGUUACGGUCCUCUCAUCAGAGAAUAUGUCUUCUUCCUGCUCGCCAAACUAGCCUUCCAUCGUCAGCAUCCAGAGUUCAAUGGCUUGUUCGAGUAUGAAGAGUACAUCAGCUUGAAGUCCAUUAACGACCCCAAUGAAGGUUAUGAGACCAUCUCUGAUCUCAUGACUUUGCAAGAUCAGAUUGACACUUUCCAGAAAUUGAUCUUCUCUCAUUUCCGUGGAGGCGCCAACAACGAAUGUAGGAUAGCUGCUCUCGUCCCACUGGUUCAGGAAAGUUAUGGUAUCUACAAGUUCAUCACUAGCAUGCUUCGAGCAAUGCACACGACUACUGGUGAUGAUGAAGCUCUCGAACCCUUGCGCACCCGAUACGACGGCCAGCAUUAUCGCUUGGUCAAGUUCUAUUACGAAUGUUCUAACCUGCGAUAUCUGACCUCCCUCAUCACCGUCCCGAAACUUCCCCAAGAUCCUCCUAAUCUCCUCGCCGAAGACGAAGAAAAGCCUGCCUUACCAAGACGUCCUGCCAAAGAAAUUGAAAGGGCGCCAUCUCCAGUGGCCAAGAAUGGUACACCGGACCCCAAAGACAUGGAAGAUUUCUGGUCAAAAGAAGCUCAGAGACAACAGGAAGAAUAUGAAAAUGAGCAAAGACGUCUACAACAGCAAUGGGAGGAACAGCAACGGCAACAGUUGUUGUCUCAACAGGAAGCGCAGCGCGCCUUCGAGGAUCAGCAAAGGAUGCAGGCAGAACAACAGCGCCUUGCGCAGGAACAACUUCUACGGGAUCAAUAUGCAGCUCAGACUCAAGGACGGCUUGCUGAAUUGGAACGAGAGAAUCUAAAUGCUCGAGCCCAGUAUGAAAGAGAUCAACUGAUGCUACAACAAUACGACCAAAGAAUGAAGGCGCUUGAGGAGCAACUUAACCAGCUCAACAAUAAUUACCAGUUGCAAGCUCAAUCCAAAGAUGAUCAGAUUGCUUCUCUUCAAGAACAGCUCAACACGUGGCGAAACAAAUAUGAAGCCCUGGCCAAACUAUAUUCGCAAUUGCGACAGGAACAUCUGGAUCUGCUGCAGACCACCAAAUCCCUGAAAUUGAAGGCUGCAUCGGCCCAAGAGGCCAUCGAACGGAGAGAACGCCUCGAACGUGAGAUGAAGACCAAGAAUUUGGAAUUGGCAGAUAUGAUCCGAGAACGAGAUCGAGCUCUCCAUGAAAAAGAUCGCAGUCAAGGUGGACAUCGUGAAGAACUCGAGAAGUUAAAGCGAGAGCUACGAUUCGCUCUAGAAAGAGCAGAGAAUGCCGAAAAAGCAAAGGGAUCCGAGCUCUCAUCCAUGUUGACAAAAUAUAAUCGUGAGAUGGCCGAUCUUGAAGAAGCCGUGCGGUCCAAGACAAGGCAACUCGAUGAGAUCCGAUCCAAGCAUGGGGAACGGAACUUCGACCAUGAAGCAGCCCUGCGUGAGAAAGAUGACGAAAUUGAGAUCUAUAAGUCUGGCAUGGAGCAAGCCCUGGAAGAGCUCGAAGAACUCAAGCUUGGUGGCGGUGAAGCUGAUGGUGCUCUUGACGGUGCCAUUGACGAGGUCAUUAACAGCAACAUCACGAAAAUCAACGACAUUAUUGAUUCAGUUCUUCAAAGUGGAGUGCAGCGAGUGGAUGAUGCCAUGUAUGAACUCGACUCGCCCAUGCAAGCCGGUAAUCAGAAUGCCACUGCUCCUUAUGUGCUGUCUCAGAUUGAAAAAGCCUCUGCUAGCGCGACAGAGUUUUCUACGGCUUUCAACAACUUUGUUGCAGAUGGUCCCAACAGUCCUCAUGCCGAUAUCAUCAGAACAGUAUCUGUCUUUGCUGCCUCAAUUGCUGAUGUCUUGUCUAAUACCAAAGGUUUGACGCGAUUCGCGACGGAAGACAAGAAAGGAGAUGAAUUGAUCAAUUCCGCCCGCCAAUCCGCAUUAGCGACCAUCAAUUUCUUCCGCAGUCUGCAAUCUUUCCGCCUGGAGGGACUGGAACCUAUGCAGAAGAGCGAUGUCGUGAUCAACAGCAAUCACGAUGUACUGAUGAAAUUGCAACGAUUAUCGAAAUUGGCCGAUGCAUUCGCACCCAAGGGCAGCAAACUCACCACCUCUGGUGAUCUGGGUGAUCUUGUGGACUCGGAACUGACCAAGGCUGCCAACGCAAUCGAAGCUGCCGCAGCGCGUCUCGCUAAGUUGAAGAACAAACCUCGCGAUGGCUACUCGACAUACGAACUCAAGAUCAAUGAUGCAAUCCUCGAAGCUGCACUGGCCGUCACAACCGCCAUCGCCGCACUGAUUAAAGCAGCAACAGACUCGCAGAACGAAAUCGUCAAAGAAGGCCGAGGCUCUAGUUCACGCACAGCCUUCUACAAGAAGAACAACCGCUGGACUGAAGGCCUCAUCUCAGCCGCCAAAGCCGUAGCCACCUCGACAAAUACGCUGAUCGAAACCGCUGACGGCGUCAUAUCUGGCCGUAACAGCCCGGAACAGCUGAUCGUGGCGUCCAACGAUGUGGCGGCAUCGACAGCCCAACUGGUGGCCGCAUCCCGCGUGAAAGCCAGCUUCAUGUCCAAGACCCAAGAUCGUCUGGAGCAGGCUUCGCGUGCUGUUGGCGCGGCGUGUCGCAGCCUCGUCCGCCAAGUCCAGGAUAUCAUCAAGCAGCGCCAGAAGGACGAUGGCGAUGCCGUCGACUAUGCGACGCUUAAUCCCCAUGAGUUCAAGGUCCGCGAGAUGGAGCAGCAGGUCGAAAUCCUCCAGCUUCGCAACGCCCUCGACGCCGCAAACGGCCGUCUCAGUGAAAUGCGGAAGAUCUCGUACCGCGAUGAUUAA